Misgurnus anguillicaudatus (oriental weatherfish) is the source of this 867-nucleotide messenger RNA. The record is from RefSeq and is a predicted model, not a curated record. Lineage: Eukaryota; Metazoa; Chordata; Actinopteri; Cypriniformes; Cobitidae.
AUGUUAAAGCUCACAUCAUACCGCAUUAAAAGUAGAGGAAACUUCUUGCCCUACGCCUUCACAGACAUAAUGGGCUUAGAAUCUGAAGUGUUGGCUGGGUCACAACCAGAGGAUGUCGUCAAUGCUGUAUUUGGACAUGUGACGGAUGGCUAUAAAUUUCAUGAGUCGGAGCCAAUCACUCAAAGGGAUGAACAUUACAUCAGUGACCCCAACCUCUCUGACCAGGCUUUCUGUCUGGUGUACGUCGUAGCUGCUGAUACAAUAUCAUUCACUGACGAGAAACUUAUUAAAAAGUUGAAGAUCAUUCGCAGCAGAAUCAAAGAUGGGGGUAUUCCUCAAGUCAUUGUCAUGACCAAAGUAGAUGAAGCAUGUCCAUUGGUGAAGAAUGAUCUAAGAAAGGUGUAUCACAGCAAGAAGAUCAAAGAGAAGAUGCAGAUGUGCAGUGACUUGAUUGGUGUACCAAUGUGCAACAUCUUCCCAUUGAAGAACUACCAUGAAGAGAUGGACACAAAUCCUGAUGUUGAUGUUCUGAUUCUGAAAGCACUGGAUCAGAUUGUUUAUCUUGCUAAUGAUCGACUUGAUAGCUAGUGACAUUAAGCCUGUACCAUCUGAAAAUAUCUAAAGAAUAAGAUAUUGCUCUUAUUUCUAUGUUAAAAUAAAAGAGUUUUAAUUUUAAUUAUUGAGUCAACCAAUCUGAAAAUCACAGAGCUUAUUUUUUGCGAUAAUCCAAAAGUCUGUGGGAAAAAUUAAUGGAUCCUCUUUGUGUAAAAAAAAAUUGAAACGAUUUGUUUGGUUAAAUGUGGAAUGUGCUUUGAACACGUAAUGUUGACAAAAUAUGAAUGUGUUGAAUUGAAUUGAAUUCAUUAA